CACUGGGAGUGACGAGAUAUGCUGUGUCUUUUAUGACCAGCCAAUUUGCCUUACGGCACUAAAGCGUUGUUCUCUGUUUUGCUUCCUUCUUAUAAUGGAGGACAGUAGUUGAGCUGAAUACGACGUAGCUUUUUUUUAGCUAAAUCCCACCACACAGAAAGCAAGCCUAUGCCUAGCCCUUUGCACAACAUUCAGGAGGGGAGCAAGUACUAAGGAGAACUGCGGCAUAGACGGAUGUCUGUGGCUGCACCGGAGCAUGCGCCAGAAAAGCUCAAGCUGACCAUCCCUGCAUGCAACGAUGAAGCUACGUCUCUGCCAACUAUCACGGUCCAAGCUGCCUCGCCGCGCAGGGCUAGCAUAGCGACGUUAUCCUUCUCAACGGAACGGCCAGAGAUGGGUCAGAGACGCGCGUCGGAUUAUCUAAGAGGGCCCCAUCAUCAAGCUGCGUCAGCGAAACGACCAGGGAUGUUGGAACCUGGGAAGAGACCGAGCUUGCCACGGAUGAAAUCUGCAUUACGCGCGCCAGAGACGCCUUUCAGAGAGUUGACAACUAUCUUUGUAUGCUACAAAGCCGUCUUGCUUCUGCUGGCCCUGUGUGCGUCCUGGACGGGGGAGUAUGACAGCUCCUCUACACUGGUGAGCUAUAGCACAAGACUGAUGCACUGGGACUCGGUCUACUUUCAGCACAUUGCGAGACAUGGCUACGUGUAUGAACAAGAGCAUGCCUUUGGACCUCUCCUACCGCUCCUUCUGCGGUUUAUCCAUCCAAUGGUCCUAGGAUGUGCUUGCCACUACAUCGCCAUCAUUGCGCUAUAUCGCGCCUCACUUAAUGCAACCAGCUCAGAGCGCAUCUCCAAGGUUGCUGCCAUCCUACACAUCAUCAGCCCUGCUGGUAUCUUUCUCUGCGUCGGCUACACGGAACCGUUGUUUUGUGCGUUGACCUUUUCAGGUGUUGCGCUCCUUCACAAGUACCCCAAAGUCGCAGCAUCUCUGUUUGGCUUGUCCGGCUUGACGCGUGCAACAGGUAUCAUCAAUGCUUUCUACUUCUUCCCAAAGCGGCCGGAUCCAACACGCCUUGUGAAUGCUGGUCUAGCAGGCGCCGUCAUCUGUGGUCCUUGGUUCCUCACACAAGCGGUCGCUUAUAUGCAUUACUGUCCCGGUCGACCCUGGUGUGAUCGUUUCCCACCGAUCGUCUAUUCCUUUGUGCAGGAUCACUACUGGCAUGUUGGCUUCGGUCGUUACUUCACCCUCAAUAACCUCCCGCUCUUCCUCCUCUCAGCACCCAGCUACCUCUUAUGUCUCGUCUCACUCGAUGUGUCGCUAUCGGGCAUCCAACAGGGGCUCUUGACAUUUUUGACUUUCACCACAGCACAUGCUCAAAUCAUUACACGCAUGAUGGCUGCAUUUCCCGGUGUCUACUGGUUUUUAGCGCGUCGUGUUGUACAGGAAAAUGAGAGUCAAGGUUGGCGAUGGGCAAUACAUGGCUGGAUCCUGUAUGGGCUUUGUCAAGCUGUGCUAUUUGGUGCACACUUGCCGCCUGCGUGAAAGAAACAUGAUUGAGUGGAUAGAAGGACGAAGCAGCAUGAUUAUAUGACAAGAAAACGCCUAUAGACUGGGUAGAAGCGACCAGAAUGGAGGACACAGCUCCAAUCAGACAUUGCAGCAUCCUCGCAUCGCAUACCCUCGAAAAUUGACGAGUCAACGGCGUCCUGCGUUUUGGUCAGGGGUGCCUCGCAUAGGGUCGCAUUGACCAUGUGAAGACAAGUCAUCAGAGUCAAUUCAGAGGCCCUGCGAGACAG
Messenger RNA from Protomyces lactucae-debilis, 1799 nucleotides. RefSeq lists its product as uncharacterized. The transcript is spliced from 2 exons. Gene Ontology annotation, cellular component: mannosyltransferase complex; endoplasmic reticulum membrane. Bases 235 to 1545 code for a protein of 436 amino acids. NCBI's taxonomy places the organism in Eukaryota, Fungi, Ascomycota, Taphrinomycetes, Taphrinales, Protomycetaceae. Gene Ontology annotation, biological process: GPI anchor biosynthetic process. Gene Ontology annotation, molecular function: alpha-1,6-mannosyltransferase activity; GPI mannosyltransferase activity. The record is from RefSeq and is a predicted model, not a curated record.